AAAGCAGUCAGUCCGAGACGAGAUCCCGUCUUGUGAUCUUCUCUCUCUUUUUCUCUCUCUUUUUUUCUCUCCCUCUCUGUUUUUCUCUCUCUCUUCCUCCUCUCUGUUUCUCCUUUAUUUAUCUUUGUCUUUCUCGUUUUCGUUCACGAUUACGUGCGUAAGAUUACGUUCGAAAGAUCGCGCCAGUUCCGUCAUCCAAUAUUCAUUGUUAUCGAUUAUUAUCGAUAAUCGAUAUUACGUUAAGCGUUGCGACGUUGAAAUCACCAAAUAUAUUGUUAUAUUAUUUCUCGAGUUAAUUCGAAAAGAAAUACAUGAGCGUUACCAAAAUGGCCGCGCACUGAACUACGAGGGACUUAUACGAAGCGGCAGUAUCCAAGCGGCAGCUCGAUUCUCAACGUGUGACGACAUGAGUUGUCGUCGAGAAGUUCGACGUUUACUUUAGAAAGGGAAAGGAGGAGACGUCUGUUCUGUUUUUUCUUUUUUUUUUUUUCUUCCUCCUUUUUUCUUCAAAGUAUCGCCGCCUUCCUUUUGUGUGUAUAUAUAUAUAUAUAUAUAUAUAUAUAUAUAUAUAUAUAUAUAUAUAUAUAUAUCGCCUCGACUGGCUAAAUAAAUCUAGGUGGACCUAUACAAGGUCUAUCUGAUCGAAAGAAGCGGAGCUCGAGGCUCGAGCAAAAGGAGGCCCAUGCCGGACUGUAGGAAAAAAUUGCAGGAAAAGAAGAAGAAGAGAAGCAGAAGGAGGUGAAGGGAAGCGAGAAAGGGGGAGAGGAAAAAAAGGAAAAAGAAGAUAAAAAAAAAGAGAUCGUCGUCGUCGUCGUCGAUUACGAUCGUCAUCGUUUAAAAUACAUAACGAAGAGAGAUCGUGACGUCGAACGAGAGUUAAACAAGAAAAAAAAAGAAAGAAAGAAGGUUCUCCAAAAUGGCGUCCACGAUCGUCGCGCAACUUCUGAUAUUCCUUACGUUGAUAGCGUUAUCCUUUAGGGUAACACGUUCUCACGUAGCUUUGACGUUUCCAAGAGCGAGAAGAUACGAUUUGGAUUUUCUCGACAAUAGCAGGACACCUGGCCCCUGUGGUAUGCCACGCGGUACCAUCAAAACGACGUUACUUUCCGGAAGUAAUUUUAACGUAACGUGGCACCUCUCUUAUCCUCACAAAGGUGGAUUUCGACUACAAAUCCUCGAUGGCCUUGACAGACCUUUGAUCGAUUUAACACCGGUUACACAACACAGCGAAUUCGUUGAAGAUGAUGCUACAGCACAGAGUUACCACGUGCAAUUGCCACAAAACUUUACCUGUACCGACUGCACGAUCAGACUCCUUCGAAAAGCUGAAGAAUGGACCUCAAGUUACAGAUUUUGGUCCUGUGCAGAUAUCGACAUACUCGAUAGAAAGAUCUACAGAGAAGACUGUAGCGGACACGGGAGAUAUCUCCUUGGAAGAUGUAGAUGCGAUCGUUUCUAUCAUGGCGCAAGGUGCGAAUUUAAGGAGGAGUGCCUCGACGACACAGAUUGCGGUACCCAGGGCACGUGCAUCGACAAUGGCGGUACGACCGCACCCACCAAGCUCUGCUACUGCAACAUUGGCUGGUUCGGAUCGGGUUGUGCAAAAAGAUCACCGAUCAAAACGAUCGACUUAGAUUUAGAAUCUUACACGAUGAAGCGAUUUUCCAAUGACGUAACUUUUUACUGGAGGAUUUUAUGGACAAGCAUGGAAUUGGAAGGUGUUCUCGUAGCAAACAGUACCACUUGGAUCGGUGUUGGUUGGAGACCGAGUGAUCUAUCUCCAGCAUGUCGAGCCUUUCCUGAAAUAAAUGAUCCACCGAAAGAUGAGCCAUUACCAAAGCCCGAACCUAAAUCCGAACCGGAACCAAAACCUGAGUCGGAAAGAAAGAUUACGGAAAGUAAAAGCAAAUCGACGAGUAAACCUGUUACGGGCGAACUUAUAGAUGAACCUAAAGCUGAACCAGAACCAAUACCAAUACCGGAGCCUGAACACGAUAGCGAAAGAUCAGGUGCUAAAAGGAGAUCAGCUAAAGUCGAUGGUACAACUUCCGUGACCUAUCGACCGGAUGAUGUUACCGUACAGACUAGCGUAACUUAUCGAGUUAGCACAAAACAAGGUCGUAAACGCAGAUCAUCCGAAACAGAAAUAUUACAUACGUCGAACGGUGAGCGCGCAACCGAGUCGGCCACCAUCGUCGGCACAGAGCCAGAACCCAACUCCGAACCGGAACCUCAACCUGUGUCAGAAUCCAAAUCUCAACGAGAACCUAAAUCCAAGUUAGAUUCAUCGUCGGCGCCAGAAUCUAAAUCUGAACCAGAGCCUAUAUCUAAACCUGAACCGAUAUCUGAGCCUGAGCCUGAACCUAAAUCCGAACCAGAACCAAAGUCAGAACCUGAACCAAAAUCUGAACCCGAGCCCAAAUCCGAACCAGAACCAAAUUCAGAACCUGAACCGAAAUCCGAACCCGAGCCUAUAUCCGAACCAGAACCAAAAUCUGAACCGGAACCAAAGUCAGAACCCGAACCUAAAUCGGAACCCGAACCUAAAUCGGAACCCGAGCCAGAACCAAAAUCCGAACCAGAGCCCAAAUCCGAGCCCGAACCAGAACCAAAUUCUGAACCAGAGCCAAAAUCUGAACCGGAACCUACUUCCGAGCCGGAGCCAAAGUCUGAACCUACCUCAGAACCGGAAACUAAGUCAAUCCUCAAAACGGGAGCAACGAAAGCAUCGAUACCAUCGAUGGGACAUAAAUACAGUCCGAAACACGACUUCAAUCCCAUGGAUUGUACGGAUAUAAUAAUCGGUACGGCAAGAGGAAUGACGCAUAGAAUCGGAGAUUAUUACACGAGAGACAGAUCGACGCCGCGUCUAGACAAUUAUUGGGGUGGGAAGGACAGUUUGACAGCGGCCAUGGGUUUCGAACGAGAUGGUGUCACUACGAUACUUUUCAGAAGGAAGCUAGAAACAAACGAGGCCACGGAUCAUGCUAUUCGGGAAGGUAAUAUGCAUGUGAUAUGGGCCAAAGGUCAGGAACCAGGUCAUUACAUUCAUAAACCGCCGAGUGGUAUUGAACAAUCCAAAGUCUCCGUUAAAGAAUUUUAUAAGGUCGAUGAAUUGAAAUAUCACGGACAUAAUUCCCAAAGAGGUGUUACGACCAUCGACUUCUUCGAAAAUAAUGGCGAAGAAGAGGAGGUUAACGUGCCGGUACCAGGUGGAGGUUGCGGUGGAUCAUGGCAAUAUCCACGACAUUGUUCGGUUGAAAAUCGUACGUGCGAAUACGCCAUAGAAUGGAACUACAAAGCAAAAUUGGAUCAAAUAUCCUUUGUUAUUUCGACAACGAAUACUAGUAGUUGGACUGGAGUUGGAUUUUCCAACGAUGACAAAAUGACACAAACGGAUGCGGUCCUAGGAUGGGUUGAUACGACCAAUGGUCGAGAAUUCGUCAUGGAUACUUGGAUGAGUGGUUACAAUCCUCCUUUGUUAGAUCCUUCUCAGGAUAUUUAUAACACACACGGACGUAUCGAAGAUGGAGUUAUGACAAUACGAUUUUCAAGAAAACGAAUCACGAAGGACACUACCAGGGAUUUCUCAUUCACCGACGAUCAUUGCCUUUACAUGAUGUAUCCGGUAAAAGGUGGCAAGUUCAAUGCAGUUAACAAAAAGAUUCAAAAGCACAAUGCACCACCGAUGGUUUCACGCAAAAAGAUCUGCAUAAGACCUUGCGGCGCAGAAGAGAUAGAAACUAUAACGACACCAGCCCCGCCAAGAUUGUACUACGAUAUUGAAGUUAAAUUAAUUCAUCUCGGCGAUAGUUUUGUACCACCAUCGCAAGAUAGUCCCGAUUUUGAAAUUAUCUCGAACACGAUAACGGAUAGUUUCGGGCCGGUUUUCGAAAACCUUCCGGGUUAUUAUCGGAUUGAUCUCGAAGAAUUGAAACGAGAUGAAGAACAAAAUGGAGCAGUGGCACGCAUGAAAUUGAUAUUGGAUAAGAACGAAAUAAAAGGCAGAGCUUUGAAUCCAUUGGAUGCAACAGCAGCUACAGAAAAGGCAUUAAAGAAAGCUCUUACUGGUGGAAAGGUCGGUGCCCUCUCCGUUGAUCCUCAGUAUCUAGUCAUCAAAGCACCUCGAAUAAGCGAAGAAAACGAAGUAAGCGAAGAGGACGAUCGACCAUUCAAACCGACCUUCCUGUUAAGCGAGACGAAGUUAUACAUAGUCGUUGGAUGCGUUGCUGCAUUAGUAGCACUCGCAGUCUUGCAAGCUAUCUGUACACUUUACAAAUCCUCAGUGAAGCGCUCUACCAAGGAUCGUCUUAUAAGCAGUAACGCAUGGAAAGAUUAUUCCUCCGGAGCAAAUACGAACUUUGGAUUUGAAUCCUUCGAGACUGAAGAGAAGACUCAUCCACCACCUGUAUCCAGUCUUCCAAGACCCAGAGAUAUAACUGGGAACGGUACCAAUCUUGGUCACGAUACUGUAGAAGGUCCCAAUAGAAUGGUCAGUCCAAGAGCGACUUAUAGUUUACCUCGUGCUCCAGGCUCUAGGAACAACGCACCCACACCGAUGCAGCCAGGAUAUUACACUCAAGAUCGUAGGAAUCAGUAUCAAAGAUCGAAGGGUCUCCAAAGUACGACGAACAACGUAGCUGCACAAGCGAAUCAACCGGACUUUUACUUCAUGCCGAGUCAACGUAAAUACAGCGGCGAGGUUGUGCGCGUUUACGUCGAUUACGAGAGUCAAAUGCCAAAAUGAGGAAUGCUCUAAAAAUGAAGAAUGAGAAAAGCCGUAAAAGAAAAGAAAAUAGAGAAAAAGAAGGAAAAGUGCGUUUGGUAUCGACUGGUAUGACCUUUCAUAACAAUGACUAAUCUUCUUCUCGCUUCAGUGAAGCGAUUUGUAAAUAAGUGAACAAAAAAAUUGAAAAGAAAAAAAAAGUAAUAAUAUUAAUAAGUAUAAGAAUAAUAAUAAGAAUAAGAAUAAGAAUAAGAAUGAUAAGAAAUUCUCAGAGAGCUUGCAAGCUUUCCUGUUUUAAUACGAAGGACCUUUCACUUUUGAAAGCUUUCGUUCGAUCGUUCUCUUGAGAAUAUCAUGUACGUAACGAAUGUAUGUAUGUAUGUAUGUACUGUGUAUAAGGAAUGUGCUUCUAUAUGGACAUGAAAAAAAGGGAAAAGAAAAGAAAAGAAAAAAAAUAUAUAUAUCAAGAAAAGUGGAAGCGAUACAAACUCACAGGAGCAGCCGCUUUCGACCAAAGAGUUAAUCGAUAGUGUGUGCGCGUGCGCGAUUUUGUACAAAAGUGCGAGAAAAUAAGUGCGAUCGACCAGUCUCGACGGAGACAUCGACGAACGCAUAUCGUUAGAACAUAUAUCUCGACUUCAUAUCGAAAAAAAUAAAACUAUACGCGCGUUGCGUUAUAUACUAUAUUGAUGUACAUAUUAAAAUGAUAUAUAUAUAUAUAUAUAUAUAUAUAUAUAUAUAUAUAAAAUUAUGUAUGCGUAAAAGAUACGAGUAGCAAGUAGCAACUGCACACGGACGUUUGCGCAAAUAAAACGUUUGUACAUUU
Messenger RNA from Vespula vulgaris, 5552 nucleotides. RefSeq lists its product as uncharacterized. The coding region runs from base 917 to 4747 and encodes 1276 amino acids. NCBI's taxonomy places the organism in Eukaryota, Metazoa, Arthropoda, Insecta, Hymenoptera, Vespidae. The record is from RefSeq and is a predicted model, not a curated record. The transcript is spliced from 17 exons.